Messenger RNA from Galleria mellonella (greater wax moth), 3058 nucleotides. RefSeq lists its product as uncharacterized. Lineage: Eukaryota; Metazoa; Arthropoda; Insecta; Lepidoptera; Pyralidae. The record is from RefSeq and is a predicted model, not a curated record. The transcript is spliced from 2 exons. The coding region runs from base 930 to 2801 and encodes 623 amino acids. Gene Ontology annotation, molecular function: protein dimerization activity; DNA binding.
ACACACGCGAUCUAAGUACCUUUUGUGUUUAUUAUACCUUACCUACCUAGGUAUAAAAAGAGUACUUACGUAGAUUUUCUUUUAUUAACUGUUUUAUACGAAGAUCUUGAUCUCUCAAAUUAGCAUCCAUUUUACUUCCAGUGAUUAUCAACUAAAUUAAUAAUCCACAAAGUAUUAAAUAACGUUUUUAUGAAAUAUUUAGCACAAAAACAAUACCCUUUAAAUAUCGAUCGUCAGUAACUGUGGCUGACUUACCUAUAUUCUAGCAAGCAGGACUGCCAGAUGUGAAGGGGAAAUCCCCAAUAAAUUGUUGCAUGUGACUGAUGAUGUGAGCAUGUUCGUUUCAUAAUAAAAAUGUUGCCAGGUAACCAAAAAGUCGUAUGUUUUUGUGCGAAUUACGAUCAUAAUCUUUACGAUCGUACAUUAAAAAAUAGACAAAUAAUAGUAUGAGUACGAUUUAAAUCGUAUAUCUGUCAACCCUGCUAGCAAGACAGCGACAAAAUCACGUUGCAUAACAAUGUAGCCCAAGCUUAUAUCUUAUGAAAUAUACGGAAGAGAUACGGACUUAGAAAAAACAGAAAUGUUGUUCUUUGUGGAAGUCAUUGAUGAAAUUCUAUGUAUUUUAGCCCGCAAACUUUCUUCAAACAAAAACAGCGCCAUCUAGUAUCGAGUUCUGUAAUUAUCUCUUUGUUUAUGGAUUUGAAGUAAGACCGCCACGCAUGCAAUACAUUAUGAUUGGGGAUUCCCCUAUUCGUCGACGCUGAAUAUGAGGCGACGACAAUCACUGUCAAACGUGUUCACUAUUACUCUGACUCUGGUAACGUGACUUCCUGGUAACGUGUUAGGUAGGAAAAGCAGUAAAAAAGUGCAUAUUAAGGGAGCAGAUUUGAAAUAAUAUUUAUACUUAACAAGAAAUAAUUAAAGGUUCAAUGGGGAGACCUAAAGAUUUACGCAUAUGGGAGCACUACCGUACUUUACCAAACAAGUCUGUUUCUUGCAAGCUUUGUAAUAAGGUCUACAAAUUCAGUAAUGCUGCCAAAAUGCUUCAACAUCUUAUCACUUGUCCAAAAUCUCCAGAAACAUUAAAAGACUCUAUGAAACUUAUAAAAGAUAGCUCGUCCAAAACCAAAAUGUCUGGACUGUCAGAGAUAGAGACAAAUGAUUCUUUUAUAAGCCCCUCGUCGUCUGCUAACACUACAAUAAAUGCUGAGUUUCAAGACACCGAUGAUCAUAUAAAAACAGAAUUAGCGAGAGCUAUAUUUGUAACAGGGACGCCAUUAUCGAUGGUGCAACAUCCUUUAUGGAUACAAUUUUUCGAAAAAUUGCAACCAAAAUUUAAAAUACCUUCACGUAAAGCUUUAGCGACAAAAUACUUAGAUAAAAUAUAUAGAGAAAUGCGUUUUGAGUUAAAUGAGGAACUAAAUGCUUGUAGUUACUUACACCUUCAGUGCGAUGGCUGGUCUAAUUUAAGAAAUGAAGGAAUAAUAAACUUUCUUAUAUCAAAACCUCAACCUGCAUACGUUAAAAGUUUGAAUACAGAAAGUAAUCCUCACACUAGUGAAUACCUUAGCCAAGAAGUUGAAAAAGUAAUGAAAGUGUAUGGAGCAAAUAAGUUUCUUGUACUUAUUGGCGAUAACGCUAGAAAUAUACAAAAGGCAUUCGAAUUAACAAAACUCAAAUAUCCACAUGUUGUUCCUCUCGGUUGCUGUGCACAUAUCCUUAACUUGUUGUGCCAAGAUAUUGUAAAGAUACAAGAAGUAACUGUGUUUAUUAUGCAAGCCAUAAAUAUAAUAAAAACUGUUAAAAGGAGUCAACGAUUAAGUUCCUUGUUGAUAAAAUCAAGGCAGGGUGAAGAUUCUACACAAACACUAAAAUUGCCUUGUGCUACAAGAUGGGGAAGUCAUGUUACUUCGUUAAAAAGUUUGAAAGCAAAUAAGAUAGCUUUGCAAAUAUUAACAGUUAGAGAAGAUGUGGUAAUUUCAAGAGAUAUUAAAGAUUUAAUUCUAAGUGAUGAUUUCUGGACGAAGACAGGGGAAUGUAUAAGUAUUUUGGAACCAGUCACUGAAAGCAUAUUUUACUUAGAGAGCGACCAGAAUCGUUUGCAUCGCACAUACAUUACAUUUAGAGAUGUACAAGCUAAGAUACGUUUUGCAUUAAAUGAGAUUUCGACAUUGAGCGAAGAAAGCAAACAGCAGAUUCUAACAUCAGUAUCUUCAAGAUGCAAUAUGGCAAUGAGGCCAAUACAUUUUGCAGCAUAUAUUCUAGACCCCAGGACUCUAGGAGUCGAACUUACUCAAGAGGAAGAACUUAAGGGUAUGGAGUUUAUCUACAAUUUAAGCCAACACUUAAGUUUGUCAAAUGUAAUGGCAGAUUUGGCGUGUUAUAAAGCUAAAGAAAACUUUUGGGCCAGAGGAUUUGUAUGGAGCUCAUUAGAUAGCAUUGAGCCCCUGAUAUGGUGGAAAGGUAUUUGUGGUUCCACUGAGUUAAGCAAAGUAGCGAUUCGUAUUCUAUCAGCUCCCUGUACUUCGGCAGCCACUGAGCGUUCCUUUAGUAUCCAAGGCUACAUACAUAAUAACAAAAGAAAUCGACUUACAACUGAAAGAACUGAAAAAAUUUCAUUCAUUUGUUAUAACUGGAAUCUUAAACAUAAAGCUGAAUGCGAGGACAUUCAGUUUAAUGAAGAAAAUACCUUAGAAGCUUUCAUUGAGCAAGUAAAUGAACAUAACAGUUUAGACGAAAUAGAGCCUAUCGAACCUAUACAAUUCAUCGCUUGUAAUAACUCUGAAUCUGACAGUGAUUGACUGUAGUUUUACAUUUUACUUUCAUCUCUUUCUUAAUAAACUCAAAAUCAAAUUAAAAGUUUUUUAUUCUGUAGGCUGCAUAAUAAUAUUGUCUAUGUCCAGUAUAGUGGACGUCUUGCGGCUGAGAUGACGAUGAUGAAGUACAAAAUCAUAAACACCCAAAAAUUUGGGUGUUUAUGGGGUUUAAACCCAAUAAACCCAAAACACCCGGUUUUUACCCACCAGACUUUAAACCCACCCAGGUGGAUUGCCCAUCU